This is a messenger RNA of Cuculus canorus (common cuckoo), 2987 nucleotides long. It is a transcript of the gene SLC75A1, whose product is annotated as major facilitator superfamily domain containing 10. Gene Ontology annotation, biological process: transmembrane transport. Gene Ontology annotation, molecular function: transmembrane transporter activity. The transcript is spliced from 15 exons. The record is from RefSeq and is a predicted model, not a curated record. Bases 1054 to 2730 code for a protein of 558 amino acids. Gene Ontology annotation, cellular component: brush border membrane. Lineage: Eukaryota; Metazoa; Chordata; Aves; Cuculiformes; Cuculidae.
UUAAAGAAUUGCAGGCAGCUCUUAUAGUAGUACUACAUUUGUAAUUUAAGCAGUAACUUUUUAAUUAGUCUAUAGCAUUGGGACGUUCUGAUUCAUAUAUUCAGUAGAGUAAUGGAAUCGAGUUUCAAGCAGGAAUCCUUUGGUGAAGCUGUACAUCCAUUUAUCUCUUCAGUAGGUUUUGUAUUGAGCACAGCUCUGAAAUUCUUAAUAAACUAGGGUGGUUAACUAGAACUCCUCACUGAUUUAAGUGGACAGUGAAAUCCUUCACUCUCUUCCACGUAUUUUACUGUGUGUAUCUAAUUACUGAUAAUGCCCAGCACAAUUUUGGAAAACAUCUGCUCUUCAAAUAAAUACAUUAGGCACUUUUUUUUUUUAAUAUGUAUAUACUAUAUUUGUGAAGAAACAUUGCAGUGAGACAAAGAGCAUCACAGUUACUAAAGGUGACUGAGCUAGUUUCACUGUUCAGGUAUUCACUGUAGCCUAACUAUUUGGUAAGUUUGGCAACAAUUGGGAUGCAUUGAAGAAAAUUGCAAUUUCUUGGAAAUCUCUUAAUGAAAAUGAAAGCAUCUUUCAUAAUAAUGCUCCAGCUUCAGUCUAAAGAACAGACUAUAAAAAACAUCCUAUAAAGAAUGAACUAAUGGCCAUGGUUCGUUACAAAAGCAUGCAAACAACCAACCCCAAAACCUCUUCCGUUUUCAAACACUGUUCUAGAUCUGAUCUCUUGUGUUUUGGCCAACAGGUAACGCAGCCCUGGUAAUACUUACCUGCUGUUUAGGAAAAAAAAAAUGCUGGCAGUAAAUCUGAUUUAACAGUUAGACCUGGUUGUUUCAGAUUGGCUUAGAAUGUCGUCUUUUUUCUGUGUUUUUGUUUGUUUUAUUUUUCAAAUGAGGCUGGUAAUGGAAGCAGGACUGAAACUAGAAGGGGGCAGUUGACACGCUUAAGCUUUACAUUUAAACUGAUGACAAAACUACCUUUGUAAGAUACGAGGAAACUCAUUUAUGAAAGCCGCAGCCAACUGCUGCUGCAACUGAAGAGCACCCCUCUCCUCUUGGAAUGAGCGUGUUUUCACUGCACAGACCCUCCACGCAUGAAGGGACGGCUGUGUUCGAGAUAGGAGGAAACUCAUUUAUCAAACCCGCAGGCCAAGAGCAUCCCUCCCCCCGCGCAGACCCCGCGCUCCCGGCAGCGGCGACACCGCAGCCCUCCCGCGGAUCCGCGGCGCCGACACGCCGCCCCCGCGCCUCCAGCCUCCCCGGGAGCCUCCGCCAACCCGGCCGGAACAGGAAGGCGGCCGGGAGGAGCCGCCGCGUCCCGGGGCUCCGGCAGCGCAGAGCACCUGGGAACAUGGCCCUGCGAGAGAGAGAAAGCAGCAGCAGCUCCAUCAAUGACAAGCAAGAGCGGAACUGUAGCCGUGUUAUUAUAAUUGUCUUCCUGGCACUCUUCAUCGACUUGUUGGGAUUUGCUCUCAUCUUGCCACUGUUUCCUUCCAUUCUUGAUUACUACAGCCAGGCAGAGGAUGGCUUCUAUUUGUCAUUGCAACGUGGUGUGGACUGGUUUGCAGUGCUGGUUGGGAUGCCUCCAGAGAGGAAAUACAACAGUGUCUUGUUUGGAGGUCUGAUUGGCUCAAUCUUUUCCAUCCUACAGUUUUUCUCCUCUCCCCUCACUGGGGCUGCAUCAGACUGCUUGGGCAGAAGACCUGUCAUCUUGAUGACAGUGGUGGGUUUGGUGACAUCAUAUGCACUAUGGGCUGCCUCUAGGACUUUUGGCAUUUUUCUUCUGUCCAGGAUCAUAGGUGGAAUAAGCAAAGGGAAUGUCAGCCUCUCCACAGCUAUAAUUGCUGACCUGAACUCUCCGAAAGCACGGAACAAGGGCAUGGCAAUGAUUGGUGUUGCUUUCUCCCUUGGUUUUACUGUGGGUCCCAUGAUUGGAGCUUACCUGGCCAUGGAGACAGAGAAAGGAGAAGUCUUCUAUCUUCGUUCGGCAUUGUUAGCACUUGCAUUUGCUGUGACUGAUUUAAUUUUCAUCUUCUUCCUACUUCCGGAGACGCUUCCCAAAGAAAAAAGGGUCUCUUCCGUGACAUCUGGAUUUCAGGCAGCAGUUGACUUGCUCAGUCCUUUGGCUUUAUUUCGGUUCUCUGCAGUAACCCGAGGAAAGGAAUCUCCUUCAGAGGAGAAUCUUCAGAAUCUCAAAGUCUUGGGCCUGGCUUAUUUCCUGUACCUCUUCCUGUUUUCCGGCUUGGAGUAUACCCUGAGUUUUCUCACUCACCAAAGAUUCCAGUUCAGCAGCAUGCAGCAGGGCAAGAUGUUUUUCUUUAUUGGAAUAACAAUGGCUGUGAUCCAGGGAGGCUACGCUCGCCGAAUCAAGCCAGGAAAUGAAAUCAGAGCUGUAAAAAGGGCUAUUCUGUUGCUGAUUCCAGCUUUCUUACUAAUUGGAUGGGCUGCAAAUGUGACCAUGCUCAGUGUUGGACUGCUGCUGUACUCUUUUGCUGCGGCCAUUGUUAUCCCGUGUUUGUCAGCAGUGGUAGCAGGCUAUGGCUCUGCCAGCCAGAAGGGACGAGUCAUGGGAAUCCUGAGGAGCUUGGGUGCCCUUGCCAGAGCCCUGGGACCAAUCCUGUCAGCUACAGUGUACUGGCUGGCAGGGGCAGAGGUUUGCUUCACCAUCUGUGGAGUUCUCUUCCUCAUCCCCUUCGUUUUACUUGGGUCUAUAAAACAGCAGACAAAGGAAGAGUAGGAAGUAACCACAGAACUACCCCCAGCUCCCACAGAGCUCUACAAGACCUGAUUCUUGCCACCUGACUGCCAAUCACAGAAAGAGGAGGACUUCAACCUUUUGGAAGGGGACAUGCGAUGACCAUGCGCAGCACCAACAGACUUCAAGUUUCUUAAGGCCAUCCCUGCGCAGUGAUGUUUCAGACGGGCUCCCAGCCUACUUGGCUCAUUUUGAAAAUAGAAAAAAACACUCCACGAAACAGCUGAGCAAAGCAUUUG